AUGAAACCCUCAAUCGAUGUGGACUCAUUGAGAUCUGAGCAUGAAUCUGAAGAACAGUGGGCAGUAAGACGUAUGUUCAUGCAGGAACACAAAGAUGACUUUCCAGAACAUGAGUUGAUAACGUUAGCUCAAUUGUUUACUAAUAUUGAGUUUUUGGGAUGCAGAUACCCACCACAAACUAUGAAAAGAAUUGCAAAAUUGGCUGAAAAAGUGUCGGCUAAGUAUCGAGAAAGCCGAAAAAACAAACUGAAAAGAACUUUUGUGGAAGCAAGCGAUGCAGCUGAAGCUAAAGCUAAGAGAAGUUUUAAA
Brenthis ino (lesser marbled fritillary) is the source of this 309-nucleotide messenger RNA. NCBI's taxonomy places the organism in Eukaryota, Metazoa, Arthropoda, Insecta, Lepidoptera, Nymphalidae. The record is from the annotation of a GenBank genome assembly.